AACGGUCGUUCCGAGCCGGACUGGACCGUACCGGGAGAUCAUUCACCGGGCAACUCUCAUGGACGAGCGCCGCCGGAGGAUCGAAAUAAGUGAGCAGAAUAGCAAUGGAUUACAGUGCCAAGUACCUGGUAUUUCUGGUUCUAUGCCUGGUAUUGUCCGAGUACGCGGCGGACGAUAAGUACCAAACGAGUCUUUCGAGGAAACGACGUUACGUCGUUUUUCCCGAGGGCUCCACAUUUUCCAUCGCUCUCUGCUUGACCGUGAACACUCUGACCCCAGACCAGAUUUUCACGGAGGGCCUUAACUGGGGUAUCUCCUACGACCUGCCUAACGAGAGCAAACCCGCGCUAGAGCCCUUCUUAGAGCUGAGGAACGAUAAAUUUAAGACGAGCAAUAAGCACAAUCGUUACGGUUCCACCGCGGUCGCUAAUAGCUACGGCGCUCUGAACUCUGGUUGGAAUAACAACGUCAAGCAACGCAUUACAGCUGGUAAAAAGAAGUACCGCAAGUCAGAGUACUAUUACUUAAAGAGGAGACAUCGGAGGGAUCUUUACAAUAAACUGGAACUCAUCAUGAACGCGAUGGGUUUUGAUGGCAGGACUUGUGUUUUACGCGCGCUUUGCGAAGCAUCCCAACGAUUAAUGCCAAAGGGCAACACCUUGAUAGAGGAAAUGAUGAGAAUAUCAUUCUCAUUACCCUUGAAGAGAGUGUUCUCCUUUGAGCCGCAGGAGCAUCGCACGUAUACCCAGGCUCACAAAGCCGGCCACGAGGGCAAGGACUGCGCGACCAUGUUUCCCGGGUGCAGUUUCUCCCUCAUCGACUUGGCGCUUGGGAAAUAUAACGCAUCCCCGUCCGACCGCCCCGGGGAUGCUGCGGACCACGCCGGAACUUUUGGCACGGAGGACGGGCCUGUCGUGGAUUGGCCGAGAUACAACAUGAGGUAACGCGAUGCAUGCAAACGGCAGCCUGAUUUCAACGCCGCGCGAACAUGGAGAACGCCUCCCUUACGAUGCCGACGACUCGACCUCGACCGACGUAAACGAUCACCACGGACGGAUUAGAAGGACGCGGGGUUGAUAGAAUUCGUAAUUUAAAACACGCAGAUGAGAAAAUCUUGCUGCGCUCGCUCGCCAAUCGCUGCCAUCGUCACGAAUGCUCCGAAUGUUUAUGUUGUACGAAGCGGCGAAGGCAUCGAUCAUAUAUUGGAAGGACAGCCUCUGACAACUGUACCUCACACGCUAUAAUAUUAACAUCAAUGUCCUGAUAAUUAACGUCGCUAUUCAGCCUUUAUAACUAUUAUUAAUAUCGCGUGUAAAAGCACAAGCGCGAAUUACGUUCAAACAACUAAUACGCGAUUUGCGGGUACAUCAUUAAACAGAAUGACGCGAAUAACAGAGUUGGAAGUGGAAAGUGGGACGCUGAAAAUCGGAGAAACAUUUCACAUGGCGCCAGCGAGAUGGAUAUGGUUGAUACGCCCCGUAACAAGCUAUAACAAUGUUCCUCGUUACAUCGUUAUCGUGCAUGAUAAUAUGAUUUAACUAAUUGGACAGGAUUGUACCGAAUUGCAUGACAGGGGCGGGAAACGAGAAAAAAUAUCGGGAACCGAUAGAUUGAAGAGGAGAUUGAGGAAGGAACGGCUUAAGGACUGUCGGAAUUCAAAGGAAUGUAUUCUAUUCCAUUUCUGCAAGUACCUCGCCAAUAUUGUACAUGAUAUUUUUAGAAUACUAGAAAUGACAAAACGCGCCCUUCGCGCGCGUAGUUUGCAGUUGAGUAUUGGUAUAUUUUUAAGAAUUU
Molecule: messenger RNA, 1794 nt
Organism: Vollenhovia emeryi
Lineage: Eukaryota; Metazoa; Arthropoda; Insecta; Hymenoptera; Formicidae
Exons: 5
Coding region: 105-944 (279 amino acids)
Source: RefSeq, a predicted model, not a curated record